This is a messenger RNA of Eremothecium gossypii ATCC 10895, 669 nucleotides long. It is a transcript of the gene ERG2, whose product is annotated as C-8 sterol isomerase ERG2. Gene Ontology annotation, biological process: ergosterol biosynthetic process. Gene Ontology annotation, cellular component: endoplasmic reticulum. The record is from RefSeq and is marked provisional. Bases 1 to 669 code for a protein of 222 amino acids. The transcript has a single exon. NCBI's taxonomy places the organism in Eukaryota, Fungi, Ascomycota, Saccharomycetes, Saccharomycetales, Saccharomycetaceae.
AUGAGGUACCUGCGAAUUGGCGCGGUAAUUGCCGCUGUGGGCUAUGUGAUGAACGCUGCGCUGUACAGCUGGCUUCCAAGGAACUACAUGUUCGACCCCCACACGCUGAACCGCAUCUGCAAUACGGUGAUCGCGAAACACAACGCGCGCGGCGCGGUAGCGCCGCGGGCGCUGCUGCAGGACGUGCGCGACGCGCUCGCGGCGCACUACGGGGAGGAGUACAUCAACCGGUACGUGGAGGACGAGUGGGUGUUCAACAACGCGGGCGGCGCUAUGGGGCAGAUGCUGAUUCUGCACGCGUCUGUGAGCGAGUACCUGAUUCUGUUCGGCACGGCCGUGGGCACGGAGGGCCACACGGGCGUGCACUUUGCGGAUGACUACUUCACGAUCCUGCACGGGGAGCAGAGCGCGGCACUGCCACACGCGCUGGAGCCGGAGGUGUACACGCCGGGUAUGACGCAUCACCUGCGCAUGGGCCACGCGAAGCAGUACGCGAUGCCGUCGGGCUCUUUUGCGCUGGAGCUGGCACAGGGGUGGAUCCCGUGCAUGCUGCCGUUCGGUUUUCUGGACACGUUCAGCAGCACACUCGACGUGUACACUCUGGCGCGCACCGUGCAGCUGACAGCGCGCGACAUGUUCAAGAACUUGGUGUACAAUUUCAAGUUUUAG